UUGUCUGCUGUGAGAGGAGAAAUAGAGAAGUUGCACUUUGACACUGUCUUGUGUGACAAGUUAUCACUGCUAGCCAGCCAUUUGGAUUAUAAAGCAUUUACAGACCUUUCUUCUUCAGGUUGUAAUUCAGAACAGUUGAACUGUGGUGAUGGGAAGUGUAAGCAUCAGUAUAAGACCUGUAAAGAUGACGACAGCUGUGGGGUGGACAGUGAUGAAAACAACUGCUCCUACAAAAGUUGCUCCCCUUAUGCAUACAAAUGCCUCAAUGGAAAAUGCUUACUGAAACCACAUCCUGAGUGUGAUGGGAAAAGAGAUUGUGCAGAUGGAUCUGAUGAAAUGAACUGUGCUUGUGGAAGACACCAGCUUAAGAAAAACAGAAUUGUUGGAGGUGAAGAUGCAAGAUCUGGAAAGUGGCCUUGGCAAGCAAGUUUACAGAUGGGAGCACAUGGCCAUAUAUGUGGCGCAUCUGUUAUUUCCAAUAGGUGGCUCAUAUCUGCUGCCCAUUGCUUCUUGGAUUCUGAUUCUGAGAGAUACUCAGUUCCUUCAGGAUGGAGAGCGUACAUGGGCUUACAUACUACUAAUGAAAAGAACAAUCGUAUAGCUGUGAGAUCAAUCAAGAGGAUUGUUGUUCACCCACAGUAUGACCAAUCUAUCUCAGACUAUGACAUUGCCCUGCUGGAAAUGGAGAUGCCUGUAUUCUUCAGUGAGCUGGUACAGCCCAUUUGUUUACCCAGCACCUCUAGAGUAUUUGUUUAUGGAACUGUCUGCUAUGUAACUGGCUGGGGAGCCAUAAAAGAAAAUAGUCGUCUUGCCAAAACACUGCAGGAAGCUCGAGUGAGAAUAAUUAACCAAAGUGUUUGCAACAAGCUGUAUGAUGAUCUUAUCACAUCACGUAUGCUGUGUGCUGGGAAUCUUAAUGGUGGUGUUGAUGCAUGCCAGGGAGAUUCUGGAGGUCCCCUGGCCUGCACAGGAAAAGGAAAUAGGUGGUACCUUGCUGGCAUUGUGAGCUGGGGUGAAGGGUGUGCUCGGCGCAAUCGUCCUGGUGUAUACACUAAGGUGACAGCACUUUAUGACUGGAUUCGUCAGAACACAAACUGA
Tauraco erythrolophus (red-crested turaco) is the source of this 1098-nucleotide messenger RNA. The record is from RefSeq and is a predicted model, not a curated record. Lineage: Eukaryota; Metazoa; Chordata; Aves; Musophagiformes; Musophagidae.